Molecule: messenger RNA, 1089 nt
Organism: Microdochium trichocladiopsis
Lineage: Eukaryota; Fungi; Ascomycota; Sordariomycetes; Xylariales; Microdochiaceae
Product: Alpha/Beta hydrolase protein
Exons: 3
Coding region: 1-1089 (362 amino acids)
Source: RefSeq, a predicted model, not a curated record
AUGUUCUUUUUCAGCUUGGCGGCUUUGGCUAGGGGAGUCCUCCACACGAGAGACUAUUUCUACGUUGGCGGCCAAUAUGUUCCUUCCGGCGCAGGCGGAUAUCUUUUCGAGAAUCAGAUGUAUGUCGAGCAUCUGACUCCCGCCAAGGUCUCACAGCCGCACCCCAUUGUUUUUAUGCACGGCGGAGCCCAGUCCGGGACGAACUUUCUCACUAAACCGGAUGGCGGAAGUGGUUGGGCGGACUGGUUUCUCGAUCAUGGAUAUGAAGUGUACCUGGUCGAUGAGCCUACACGCGCUCGGUCGCCGUGGAACCCGGCUGGUGGUUUCCCACAAUCAACUUGGACUGACGAAUUGAUAUCAUCACGCUUCACUGCGGUUCGGGAUUCCACUUUAUGGCCACAGGCGAAGCUUCACACACAGUGGCCCGGGACUGGCAAGAAAGGCGAUCCCGUCUUCGACGCCUUCUAUCAGAGCAACAUGCAAUUCAUCGUCGACGGCACAGAGCAAGAGCGCACGGUGAAGGAAGCCGGCACCGCGCUCCUGGACAAGCUCGGCCGGCGCAUCGUGCUUGUGACGCACUCUCAAGGCGGGCUCUACGGCUGGGGUCUUGCAGAUGCCCGACCCGACCAAAUCGCGGGCCUGAUUCAAAUCGAGCCCAAGGGCCCGCCGUUCCGCGAGGUCAUCUUCUCGACCAGCUUCACCAGGCCUUGGGGGCUGACUUCCAUCCCGCUGACUUACUCGCCCGCGCCGACCAACCUGACGAGCCCCCUUGAGACACAGGUCGUCAAGACCACGUCCGCCGACCUGGUGGACUGUAUUAUCCAGGCCGAACCGGCGAAGAAGCUGGUCAACAUCGCCAAGGUGCCGAUUCUGGUGGAUACCGGCGAGGCUUCGUACCACGCGGCGUACGACCAUUGCACAGUCAUGUUUCUCAAGCAGGCGGGCGUGGAGAAUAUCGAGUUUCUGGAGCUCGGAAAGGCUGGGAUCCACGGGAACUCGCACAUGCAGUUUAUGGAGAUGAACAGCGACGCCAUUGCCGAGAAGCUGCACGACUGGAUAUUGCAGACCGUGGAGCAGAAACAUGAAUGA